Nothoprocta perdicaria is the source of this 3057-nucleotide messenger RNA. RefSeq names its product neurotrypsin-like. Lineage: Eukaryota; Metazoa; Chordata; Aves; Tinamiformes; Tinamidae. Gene Ontology annotation, biological process: proteolysis. The transcript has 15 exons. The record is from RefSeq and is a predicted model, not a curated record. Bases 145 to 2607 code for a protein of 820 amino acids. Gene Ontology annotation, cellular component: membrane. Gene Ontology annotation, molecular function: serine-type endopeptidase activity.
UCCUGCGCCCUCCCGUUCGAAGCUGCUAGUGCUCUGCUCUGGGGAAGCAGAGCUGGGAAGCAGGAGGAGGGAACGGCAGCUGAGGCGGCAGCAGAACAAGAAUGUGAAGCUUGAAGAAGCUUCUUGCCACUUUGCACAGGAAGGAUGGAGAUCCCCGAAGUGUUCAGACUCUCGUUAGUGCUCCUGGGUCUAUUCUGUCUCAUAUAUGUGGAGCCUCUCCUGGGAUCCCAGCCCAGCCAAAACCAUUUGCAGAGUGCAGCCAGUGCGUGCGGCGCGGGACCGCUCGGGUAUUACAGCGGCUCGCUGGCCAUCACCGAGAGCGGCGCAGCGUGUCUGAGCUGGGCUGAGUUCCCCGACUACGUCCAGCAAUACCCGGGCCGGGGCCUGGGCGACCACAACCACUGCAGGAACCCGGACGGGGGAGCUGCGCCCUGGUGCUUCUACCGACUCGCUUCGGGAGCCAUCGGCUGGGCUAACUGCGACUGCAACCAGGGCGCUGUGCGGCUGGCUGAAGGCGGCAGAGUGGAGCUGUACUUCAAUGGACUCUGGGGCACCAUCUGCGCUGACCACUGGACUGACUGGGAUGCCAGUGUUGUCUGCAGGCAGCUAGGCCUCAGUGAGAUCGGCACAGCUGGGAAGAGGAGUCAUUCUGAACUGUGGCAUAUUCCGCUCCACUUGCAGUCAGCAAACUGCCAUGGGGAUGAAAAAGCUCUGCUGCAGUGUGGUUAUCAAGAAGCUGUGUCAGGAGCUUGCAACCAGAGAGGUGCCAUGGCAACUUGUGUCCCUCCAGAAGGUGUAGGUGCGCCGCUGCGCUUGGUCGGGGGAAAGGAGAGCUUUGAAGGACGAGUGGAGGUUUACCACAAUGGCAAAUGGGGUACCAUCUGUGAUGACCAGUGGGAUGACCGGGAUGCUGAAGUAGUCUGUAGACAGCUGGGACUCAGUGGAAACCCAAAAGCCUUGUCAUGGGCUCACUAUGGGCAGGGAUCCGGCCCGAUCCUGCUGGAUGAAGUGGAGUGCUCAGGCAAUGAACUCUCRCUUGACCAGUGCAAGAAGAGUGACUGGGGACAACAGAACUGUGACCACAUUGAAGAUGCUGGGGUCUCCUGUGACCCUUUCACAGAGGGCACUGUCAGGCUGGCUGGUGGCCGCAGCCCCAGGGAAGGCAGGGUAGAAGUUUAUUACAAUGGAGACUGGGGCACAGUGUGCGAUGAUGGCUGGACGGAUCUCAGUGCCCAGGUGGUCUGCAGGCAACUGGGCUUCAGUGGUCCUGCUACUGUGACCUCUGAAGGGGACUAUGCUGCUGGCCAGGGCUUUAUCUUACUGGAUGAUGUGGCUUGCACCGGGACAGAGCUGUCCCUCUUGGACUGUCCCCAUAGCGCCUGGGGGCAGCACGACUGCUCGCACGCCGAGGAUGUGGGAGUCCACUGCUCCCCCGAGGGCAACACGGCCGUCGAUGGCAGCCUGGGGCCUCCUGUGAGGCUGGUGGAUGGAGAAAGCACCAAGGAGGGACGUGUUGAGGUGUUCCUGAACGGGCAGUGGGGCAGUGUCUGUGAUGAAGGCUGGACAGACAGAGAUGCUGCAGUGGUUUGCAGGCAACUGGGGUUCAGUGGGGCAGCAAAAGCCAGGGGAAUGGCUUAUUUUGGUGAGGGACAUGGGCCCAUCCAUCUGGACAAUAUAGAAUGCAGUGGCAUGGAGCACGCCUUGGGGGAGUGCGGCAGGCCUGACGCUGGCACUCGCAGCUGCUGGCACAGUGAAGAUGCUGGUGUGAUUUGUGACUACGUGGAAGAGAAGAUCCAGGAUAUUAGGAAAGCAGGUCCAGAGUUUGGCAUGUGUGGGAUGCGUUUGCUUCACCGUCGCAAGAAAAGGAUCAUAGGUGGAAACAAGUCUCUCAGGGGCGGCUGGCCGUGGCAGGCGUCACUGCGGCUGAAGGGUUUUCAUCGAGAUACUCGUCUGCUGUGUGGAGCGACGCUGAUAAGUAGCUGCUGGGUAGUGACUGCAGCCCACUGCUUCAAAAGGUUUGGUGUUGAUGUGCGACGCUAUCUGCUGCGGGUAGGUGAUUACCACACAGGUGUGAAGGAUGAGUUUGAGAGGGAGCUGCCUGUGGAGAGGAUUGUCCUCCACAGGAACUACUGGGCCAGCAGCAAUGACAAUGACAUUGCCCUGGUCCGAAUGCGGGGCAGAGAGGGACACUGCCUCUCCUUCAAUCGCCACGUUUUGCCUGUCUGCCUUCCUGGCAGGAAAGAGAAAUCUGACAUCAACAGGCAAGCCUGCAUCAUYUCUGGAUGGGGAGACACAGGAAAGUCCUAUUCAAGAACAUUACUCCAGGGGGUUGUGCCUCUUCUACCUCGGGAAGAUUGUGAGGCCCGCUACGGACAGAAGUUCACUAACCGCAUGAUUUGUGCCGGGAACCUCUCUGAAGAGAAGAGAGUGGACAGCUGCCAAGGGGACAGCGGGGGGCCGCUCAUGUGUCAGAGAUCAAAUGGACGCUGGAUCAUCUUGGGGAUCACUUCCUGGGGUUACGGCUGUGGCCGCAAGGAUUCCCCUGGUGUGUACACGAAGGUCAGCAAAUACGUGCCCUGGAUCAAGAAAGUGACCAAGCUAAAAUGAAAAUGAGCUGGUGGAUCUUCAAUAUAUGAUGCCUUUUGCCAUGCAGCAGCUGAGGGCUGGAGCUUCUCGCCUGUGCCUGACAUAGAUUUUUUUUAUUCUGUCAUUGGAUGCUGGGAAAACUUUGACGUAGGAUUUGGAGAGAAACGGUCAUGGCUGAUUUCUUAAAGUCUUUGGUUUCACUUUAGUCCUGAAUCUCUUAGCAGAGGAAGCAGCUGCACGCCAGUAAGACAAAUACGCCUGUGUUGCUCUGGCUGAGUGUAAUGCAAUCACGUUUGUCCCUGUUCCCUGGAAUAUCAAAAUGGUAGGAGUGGAGAGGUACCUGCCUUUGUAAAUCUCUUCCUCAGUUUUUGUACAUUUGCACACUUGAGAGAGAUGGCAAAGAGAGGUGAGAUAUUUAGGAAAUGGCAUCAGGUUGUGGCACAGUAGAAAUCUUGAGUUUUUUUUUUUUUU